AUGGGUUUGCCAGCCGUGGGAAUUCCCACCCCCCUCUUCAUGGACGACGACUCGAAAUGGCAAGCCGUACAGUCACGCGAUCCCGACGCCGACGGCUUCUUUGUCUACGGAGUCCGCACCACAAAGGUCUUCUGCCGCCCAACCUGCAAAGCUAGGCUGGCUCGCCGUGCAAAUGUGCGUUUCUACGCCACGGGAGACGAGGCCAAGCAGAACGGCUUUCGAGCCUGCAAGCGAUGUAAGCCCGAGGUGCUGGGCCUGAUGCCUGAGGAGGAAGCAGUGCAAAAGAUUCGGGCUUUUGUGCGGCAUCAUCAGGCUGUCAGCGACGGGAACCAGGAUAUGGGGGAAAUGAAGAUGAGCCUGAGUCAAAUGGCGAAGAAGACGGGUCUGUCCAAGUGGCAUUUCCACCGCGUCUUCAAAAAGUGCGUGGGCAUCACCCCCGUGGAAUACUUGAAGACAUUGCGAGACAUGGCCGCCAGCUUGAGUCCCGGGACUGGGAGCGAGAGUGGGUUGAGCUGGACAGAUCAGCUCGACCUGGUCAACCUCGACGAUAUGGACUUUGACUUUGGAUUUCUCAACGAUGCCCUGGCCCUCGACGCGAAAGCCGAUUGCGCAGAAGCGUCAGCCUCGAAUGCCUGUCCGCUCUUCACUCUGGACGAUCUUUUGGUGUGGCCGGAGAAUUUGCCAACAAAGUAA
Messenger RNA from Trichoderma aggressivum f. europaeum, 693 nucleotides. RefSeq lists its product as uncharacterized. Gene Ontology annotation, biological process: regulation of DNA-templated transcription; DNA repair. Bases 1 to 693 code for a protein of 230 amino acids. Gene Ontology annotation, molecular function: sequence-specific DNA binding; methyltransferase activity; DNA-binding transcription factor activity. The transcript has a single exon. Lineage: Eukaryota; Fungi; Ascomycota; Sordariomycetes; Hypocreales; Hypocreaceae. The record is from RefSeq and is a predicted model, not a curated record.